Meleagris gallopavo (turkey) is the source of this 4299-nucleotide messenger RNA. The record is from RefSeq and is a predicted model, not a curated record. Lineage: Eukaryota; Metazoa; Chordata; Aves; Galliformes; Phasianidae.
UUGCCAGCUCAUGGAUGCUACAACUGUAGGACUGUGCUAACUGACCCCUCUGGAGUUUUCACUUCUCCAUGUUACCCAAGUGAUUAUCCCAAUAGCCAAGCUUGUAAAUGGAUCAUCCGAGCACCUCAUGGAUUCAUUAUACAGCUAACAUUCAGUGAUUUUGACAUUGAAGAAGCACCGGGCUGCAUUUAUGACUCACUGACAUUGGACAAUGGAGAGAGCCCAAUGAACCUUUGUGGCAUCACUGCCAAGGGAUUAUCAUAUAAUUCUACUGGAAAUGAAAUGAUUGUGUCUUUUAAAAGUGACUUCAGUAUCCAAAAGAAAGGUUUUAAUGCCAGCUAUGUACGAAUUGCUGUGUCUCUGAGGAAUCAGAAGGUCAUCAUUCCCCAGGAUCCUGACGCUGAUGCUGUAUCUGUGGCAGAAACAGUCUUGGUUCCAGAGCUCAGCCAGUUCACGCUAUGCUUUGAAGCAACCAAGAGCGGCAGUGAUGACAAUGACGACUGGAAGAUUUUCUCCUACACUGAUGCAUCAUCAAAAGAGUUUUUCGGCUUUGGGAAGACCACAAAAGGCCAUUUUCUGUCCAUCUCAGACACACAGUGCAUACUUGACAAAGCAUUGCCACGAAAUGUGGAGUUUUUCACAGGAACAUUUGAACAGCUUUGUGUCAUAGGGGAUAGUUUCUCGGGUACUAUAGGUGUUUACGCCAAAAACAUCUAUCAUAAUACAUACUGUCCAGAUAUGUUUGGCAAAGUUAUCCCUGGAAAUGGGAGGCUUGUGCUGGGCUCUAACAGCAAUGAAGUGAGCUCUCUAAAUGGAGAUGUUUACAACUUCCGCCUCUGGAAUUUCACCAUGAAUGCUCAAACACUGGCCAACCUCAGCUGCGAUGUGAAAGGAAACAUUGUAGACUGGGAAAAUGAAUUCUGGAGUAUUCCAACUUCAGCACUGAAGGCAGAAAACAAUUUGAGUUGUGGGUCAUACCUAAUUCCUUCUUCUGCAAUUGAACCAACAAGUUGUGCAAACCUAGGAAGCCUUUGUCAAGCUACUGUAAAUGCUACUACUCCUACACCACCCACUGUCACCACUAACAUGCCUGAUACUAAUAGAACCGAUAAGCCAAACAAUGGUGGGCUAUUCUACAGGAUAUCUAUAACUGUCUUUAGUUACAACUCCAAUUCAGAAUCAAAAGUACAUGAUGUGGUUGCAGAAUGGCUAAACCAUACUUUCCAGAACUGGAAUUACACUGUAUAUGUGGUCAAUAUCAGCAUCCAACCUGGUACCAUAAAAGAGGCAGUAAGAGAAAAAAGAAGCAUCGAUAGUAAACGUUUUGAGGUUUUAGCCCUUCUGGUUUAUAAUGCUACCAACAACAUCAAUUUAGAAGAGCAAGACAUCCGACAAAAGCUCAUAAGUAAUAAUGAGUCCAUAGCAGAGGGAUAUAGGCUUCAUACAGUGGAAGUCGAUCCAGUGGAAAAAUGUUUAGCUGAAGAAAACCCUCCAAACUAUUUUUGGCCAGACACCAGACCAACAGUUACCAAUUAUACAUUUUGCCAUGGGAGUUCAGUUCAGAUUGCAUCAAGAACCUGCUAUUUGGGUCUGCAGAAUUACACGUCAUACUGGGGCCAACCAGAUCUUAGAAAUUGCACAGAAAAUGCAGCUGAUAUUGCCAAUCAGCUUCUGAAUCUCACUGGUGAAGGGCAGCAGCUUACCUCAGAUAAAGUAAAUGAUGUUGUCCAGAAACUCAAAAAAAUUGUGAAUGAUGAAGAAAUUGAUGAAUCUCUGGGUUCUACCGUGGUGACAAUUUUUUCCAAUAUUCUAAACAGUUCAGACAGUGUAUUGGCAGCAUCAUCUUCAGAAGCUCUUAAAACUAUUGAUGCCUUGGCUUUAAAGAUCCAAUUCACAGGACCAUCCAUGAGUAUUUCAACGCGCAAUCUUGCGCUUGGAGUGUCUUCUGUAAACUCAACUUCAUUCAAAGGUUCUUCUUUCAGUGUCAGUCCACAGAAUAAUGCAUCUGAUUUCCAGAUAGACUUUGACAAGGAUCAGACAAAUGCCAUUGCUUCUGUCAUUCUGCCACCAAGUUUACUGAAGAAUUUAAGUCAAGAUGAUUUUGAAGUUAUAUCAAGGGCUCAAUUUACUUUCUUCAAUAAAAAUGGUCUUUUUCAGGAUGCAGAAACUCCUGGCAACUUGACCAGUUUUGUGGUGGCAUGCAGUAUUGGAAACAUAACUAUUCGAGAUCUUCAGGAGUAUGUGAAGAUUACAAUUAAACAUACCAAAAUUCAAGAAGAUCCUAAGCCUACCUGUGUCUUCUGGGAUAUGGCCAAAAAUGGUGGCAAUGGUGGCUGGAACCCUACAGGCUGUGAAGUGCAAGCAGACUCCAAUGAAAAUGAAACGGUUUGCUUAUGCAACCACCUCACACACUUUGGGGUACUCAUGGACCUUCAGGGAACCACUACAGAAAUAGACCCACAGAAUACCAAGAUCCUCACUUUCAUCACUUACAUAGGCUGUGGGAUAUCUGCCAUAUUUUCAGCUGCAACUCUUCUGACAUACAUUGCAUUUGAGAAGCUAAGAAGAGAUUAUCCUUCCAAAAUCCUGAUGAAUUUGAGCACAGCUCUGCUCUUUCUGAACUUGACCUUCUUGCUUGAUGGUUGGAUUGCAUCGUUUGACAUAGAUGGCCUCUGCAUAGCUGUUGCUGCACUUCUGCACUAUUUUCUUUUGGCCACCUUUACAUGGAUGGGACUAGAAGCUGUUCAUAUGUACAUUGCUCUAGUGAAAGUGUUCAACACCUACAUACGGAGAUACAUACUCAAGUUUUGCAUCAUUGGCUGGGGUUUGCCAGCUCUAGUAAUAGCAAUUGUUUUAGCGAGCACAAAUAAAAAUGCAAGUCAUGUUUAUGGCAAAGAAUUGUACGGCAGAGAUGCUACUGGGCAAGGAGACGACUUCUGUUGGAUCAAGAAUAAGGUUGUCUUUUACGUGACUUGUGCCGGAUACUUUGGAAUCAUGUUUCUCUUGAAUGUUGCCAUGUUUGUAGUAGUGAUGGUGCAGAUCUGUGGGAGGAAUGGGAAAAGAACUAAUCGAACACUAAAGGAAGAGAUCCUGAGGAACCUCCGUAGUGUGGUCAGCCUGACCUUCCUCUUGGGCAUGACAUGGGGCUUUGCCUUUUUCGCCUGGGGUCCCUUGACUCUGCCCUUCUUAUACCUCUUUUCCAUUUUCAAUUCACUGCAAGGUUUAUUUAUAUUUGUAUUCCACUGCGCAAUGAAAGAAAACGUGCAAAAACAAUGGAGGAGACAUCUAUGUUGCGGCAGAUUCCGACUGGCAGACAAUUCAGAUUGGAGCAAGACAGCAACAAAUAUCAUAAAGAAGAGUUCUGAUAAUCUUGGGAAAUCCCUAUCAUCUAGUUCCAUUGGCUCCAAUUCAACAUACUUAACAUCCAAAUCCAAAUCUACAACAAAUACAUAUUGCAAACGAAGUAGCCAUACAGAUAAUGUCUUCUAAGGCCCUUUCCUCACCACUGGUGGAGUGUUACAGGUAAAGUGAGAACUGCUUUUGUCAGAUGCAUGGUUUGGACAGGGUGAAGGGCUGCCAUUUGCAUGAUGCCCUAAUUGGCACAAAGGACUUUGCUUAUCAGAAUCACUGCUUAUUUCUCACUUUUACAUCUUGCGUCACUGAUGCUGAAUCAAAAGAUAAGCGUGCUUCAGACUCUGAGUUUCUGCACUCUGCAUCGUGCAUGAAGCGUUUGGAAGAUGCUCUUUUAGAAAACAGACCAUGUCCUGAUAUUAAUGUUUGCAUACUGUACUCUGGGGAAAGGAGAUCAAGCACUGAAGAACCAUACACAAAGCAUAUAUUAAAAAGCAAAAACAAACUGAUACAUACCUAGAAAAAAAUCUGGAGAUUUAAAAAAUGAAUUAUAUUAAAAAUAGGAAUUAUGCAGUAUAUCUGGUCAGAGGCCAUUACAGAUUUUAGAAUGACUAGAAGCUACUGUUCUUUCAUAUCCAGCCACACAAAAUGAAUUGGAAUGACUAAGUAUGGAAUUCUGGAAGUUGUACUGUAAAUUGCCAGUUGAAUCCAGAAAGCACAUUUUGUAACACUUGAGACAGACAAAAGAAAUCACUUUUGCACCAUGUGGCAUUGCUGUCUAUGAGCCUAAUGCAAACUUGUUGUAGAUAGUACUUAAAUACUGUAUACAAUGUUUCCAUGGAUUAGAAGUCAAAAUUAGUUCUGCAUAGAAUUCAGUGGUACAACUCCUGUUUGCUUCUUUAUUUACUUCUUUUUACUUCUUUUUAGCUCUGUUUUGAAGUCCAUUCA